This is a messenger RNA of Manihot esculenta (cassava), 1961 nucleotides long. RefSeq names its product digalactosyldiacylglycerol synthase 2, chloroplastic. Gene Ontology annotation, biological process: galactolipid biosynthetic process. Bases 336 to 1730 code for a protein of 464 amino acids. Gene Ontology annotation, cellular component: chloroplast outer membrane. NCBI's taxonomy places the organism in Eukaryota, Viridiplantae, Streptophyta, Magnoliopsida, Malpighiales, Euphorbiaceae. The transcript has 5 exons. The record is from RefSeq and is a predicted model, not a curated record. Gene Ontology annotation, molecular function: digalactosyldiacylglycerol synthase activity.
CACCUUUUCCUUCUUUUUCAUCACACUGUUGAAAAACAGGGAGGGAACAAGAGCAUAUUCCCUCCCACCUAAGCUCAACGAGACGGCGUGAACAGAUCAUUCUACGCCUUAGCUAGCUUUCACGCGAUUAUUCCUUCUCUCUCUCUCAAUACGUAUCCAUUAUGUUGGACCAGAUCAUUACACUCGAGUAUUCGAUCACAGAGGAUCAUUGUCGAAGAAAUUAGAGAGAGCUAAAGAAUCAGUUUCUCAUCUCAUAAACACCUGAAAAUUAUAGAACCUGAAUUCUAAGGGCACACAAAGGUUGUCUGUCUUUAGAAAUUAGACCUGAUGAUUGAAUGGAUAAAAAACAGCAUAUCGCAAUUUUUACCACUGCAAGCCUUCCAUGGUUGACUGGAACUGCUGUCAACCCUUUGUUUCGUGCUGCGUAUCUAGCAAAGGAUGGAGGUAGAAAGGUCACUUUGGUGAUCCCUUGGUUGUCCUUGAAACAUCAAAAGCUAGUAUAUCCCAGCAACAUCACAUUUAGUUCACCUUCGGAUCAGGAAGCAUAUAUCCACCAGUGGCUCGAGGAUAGAAUUCCAUUUUCCUCUAAUUUCAGUAUAUGCUUUUAUCCUGGAAAGUUUGCUGUAGAUAAAGGAAGCAUUCUUGGUGUAGGAGAUAUCUCUGAAGUCAUCCCUGAUGAAGAGGCAGACAUUGCCAUCCUUGAAGAGCCUGAGCAUCUAACAUGGUUUCAUCAUGGGAAGAGAUGGAAAACUAAAUUUCGCCUUGUGAUAGGAAUUGUACACACCAAUUAUUUGGAAUAUGUGAAGAGAGAGAAAAAUGGACGAUUAAAAGCACUUAUGCUUAAAUAUGUUAAUGAAUGGGUUGUUGACAUAUAUUGCCACAAGGUAAUUAGAUUGUCUGCUGCCACCCAGGAUUAUCCGAAAUCCAUUAUCUGCAAUGUUCAUGGAGUGAAUCCCAAGUUCAUUGAAAUUGGCAAGAAAAAGUUGGAGCUACAGCAAAGGGAGAAGCAAGCCUUCACUAAAGGCAAUUACUACAUUGGAAAAAUGGUGUGGAGCAAAGGUUACAAGGAGCUGCUUAAACUUCUUCACACUCACCAAAAGGAGUUGGCUGGGCUUGAGGUAGAUUUAUAUGGCAAUGGAGAAGACUCUGAUCAAGUUAAGGAAGCUGCUAAAAAAUUGGAACUAGUAGUGAGAGUGAACCCUGGGCGCGAUCAUGCUGAUCCUGUAUUCCAUGAUUAUAAAGUGUUCCUGAAUCCGAGCACCACGGAUGUGGUUUGCACGACGACAGCUGAAGCACUGGCGAUGGGAAAAAUUGUUGUAUGUGCCAAUCACCCCUCAAAUGACUUCUUCAAGCAGUUUCCAAAUUGCCGAACUUAUGAUAACAGCAAUGAAUUUGUCAAAGUCACAUGCAAGGCUUUGACUGAACAACCUGCUGAGCUGACUGAUGCACAGAGGCAUGCACUGUCAUGGGAGGCUGCCACAGAACGAUUUCUGAGAGUUGCUGAUUUGGACCAAGCAUCUGCAAGGAAAUUGGAAAAAAGUACCACGAAUAACUUUGCUUCCACAUCUUUCAAUCUAAGGAAAAACAUUGAGGAUGCGUCUGCAUAUCUACAUUAUGUGGCUUCUGGAUUUGAAGCAUCAAGAAGAGCUUUUGGUGCAUUUCCAGGGAGCCUGCAGCCAGAUGAAGAGCAACGUCAGGAGCUUGGGCUGGCUAUUCCUGCAGGAAAAUGAGGCUCAAAAAGAAAGGGAUCUAGCAACGAGGAUGAUCAUAUGAAGGCAUUAACAAAGGGCAAAGGGACACAUGUAAAUAUGGCUCUUGUUUCUAUUUUCAUGGGAAAUUGUACAUGAAGCGUGUUCCCAGUAGUGAAGGCUGGGCUUGGGGGGAGUUGAAAUAUGUAUGUUCGUUCCCAAACUCUUUGGUGUUGAUCUUAAUUAUAUUUCUAUAAUAUUUCUUUGCCUUAA